GGGGUCGAUACCUGCAAGUCCGGAAGUUGGGUUUGUCCGAGGGAAAGGGCCGUAGACUCUGAGAUUCUUUCUGGAUUCCUCCUGUCCUGGGUGGGCCCAAUAUCGACCCUGUGGCCUUGGCGUCCCCAGCCCGACUGGCUAGCAGAAGAGCACAUUCUCGCUCCCGGAACGGAGGCAGCGCUCCCAGCCUGUUCCCGGGGGCCCUGCGGCCGUUGCACCGCCGCGGCCCGCCCCUCGUCCGGCCACGUCUCCGCUGGAGCCGCCCUGCCGGGGCCGCAGCGCCAGGGUAGCAUGACAUUAGCGGGUUGCACUUGAAGCCAGUUACGGGACUUUAAAUCUGCUCCAAACCAUGGAAAGCGUGGUGCUGUCCUUCAGGAGAGCUCUUAGCUACUGCUGAUGGAGAGGAACCGGCCUUGCUAGCAGCUCACCUGCUGCCCUGUGUCACCCUGGGUCACCCCGUCUGGACACGUCACCAUGGAUGGUGCAUCUGCCAUGCCAGGUGGCCUCUUGGAAUCCAGUGGUGGCACCUCAGCGGGACCCAGGGCCCUCCUGGAGUCCCCAGACUCUCCAGUGCGGACUGAUGGGCGGGACACAGCCUGGGGUGCCAGUGGAAAAGCAAACCCAGUUCCAGGUGAAGGAGAAAGCCUGGAAGUGCUCAGCCAGGGGCAUGGCUGUCAGAACGGGCCACUGCCACCCCCCGCAGGCCCUGCGCUGCCUCUCGAUCUCACCCCUCACCCAGUGGGUGCUGACUCGGCUCCAGGUGUGGCUGGUUUCCAUGACAACCUAAGGAAGUCUGAGGGCACUAGUGCUGAGGGCAGUGUUAGAAAAGAAGCUUUGCAGUCUCUCAAAAUAAGUCUUCCUAUGCAAGAAACGCAACUGUGCUCCACAGAGGCCUCGCCGCCCCUGGAGAGGGAGGAGCAGGUCCGCCUUCAAGCACGGAAGCGGCUGGAGGAGCAGCUCCGACAGUACCGGGCGAAGCGGCAGCAGGAGAGGUCCAGCCAACCUGCAACUAAAACGAGACUUUCCAGCACACUUGAUCCUGAGCUCAUGCUCAACCCAGAGAACCUGCCGAGGGCCAGUGCCGUGGCCAUGACAAAGGAGUACUCCUUCCUGCGCACCAGUGUUCCUCGCGGGCCAAAGGUGGGCAGCUUAGGGCUCCUGGCCCAUCCCAAAGAGAAAAAAAGCCCCAAAUCAAGCAGGAUCCGGUCUCUGGCUGAUUACAGAACUGAAGAUCCAGACGCCGGGGACUCAGGCGGGGGUGCCCCAGCCACCGGCCCUUCUCAGGGCUCUGUGAAGCAGAGUAGGGGCAGCAUGACAUCCGUGGUAUCUGGGGCCGGCCCAACCCCUGAAGCCGACACCCGCCUGGAGGAUGCUUCCCUGGCUGGAGACAACGCCUCCGAGGCGGAUGGCAGCGAGGCUGGGCUCAGGCUGGACGGGAAUGACAGCGACAGCUCCUCCUACAGCAGUGCCUCCACCAGGGGGGUGCUGGGCACGCUGGCAGGCACGGCCAGCAGCCAGGGUGCAUCCUAUAUGGUCAACGGCCAGGAGAUCGCUGCCGACGCCUUGGGCCAGUUUCCUUCGAUUAAGGAUGUUCUCCAGGCUGCGGCGGCUGAGCAUCAGGACCAGAGGCCAGAGGUCAACGGGGACAUCCGGAGCCGCAGAGGCAGCCUGUCCAGCAGUGUGUCCAUGGAGAGCUCUGUCACCGAGGCCCAGGAUGAGAUGCUGCAGGUGCUCAAGGAGAAGAUGCGGCUGGAAGGACAGCUGGAGGCCCUGUCGCUGGAGGCCAGCCAGGCGCUGAAGGAGAAGGCAGAGCUGCAGGCACAGAUGGCUGCCCUGAACACCCGGCUGCAGGCGCAGGUUGAGCACAGCCACAGCAGCCAGCAGAGGCAGGACUCUCUCAGCUGCGAAGUGGACACCUUGAAGCAGUCCUGCUGGGACCUGGAGCGUGCCAUGACUGAUCUGCAGAGCAUGCUGGAAGCCAAAAAUGCUAGCCUGGCAUCCUCCAACAACGACCUACAGGUGGCCGAGGAGCAAUACCAAAGGCUCCUGGCCAAAGUGGAAGACAUGCAGAAGAGCAUGCUCAGUAAGGACAACACAGUGCGCGACCUGAGGCAGCAGAUGGGCGCCCUGCAGAGCCAGCUACAGCAGGUGCAGGCGGAGCGCACGACGCUGACCGGCAAGCUGAGGGCGUCACAGGCCGAGAUCGCGUCCCUGCAGAGCGUCCGCCAGUGGUACCAGCGGCAGCUCGCGCUGGCCCAGGAGGCCCGGGUCAGACUGCAGGGCGAGAUGGCCCACAUCCAGGUUGGACAGAUGACUCAGGCAGGCCUCCUGGAGCACCUGAAACUGGAGAACGUGUCCUUAUCCCACCAGCUGACAGAGACGCAGCACAGGUCCAUCAAGGAGAAGGAGCGCAUUGCCAUCCAGCUGCAGAGCAUCGAGGCUGACAUGUUGGACCAGGAAGCUGCCUUUGUUCAGAUUCAAGAAGCCAAGACAAUGGUGGAAGAAGACCUCCAGCGGAAGCUGGAGGAGUUUGAGGGCGAGAAGGAGCAGCUACAGAAGAUGGCAGAUUCUGCAGCAUGCUUGGAGCAGAAGCUGGAGCAGGUAAAGCUGACUUUGAACCAGCGAGACCAGCAGCUGGAGGCGCUGCAGGAGGAGCACCUGGGACUGAUGAGGCAGCUCACCGCAACCCAGGAAGCACUGCAGGCCCGGGAGCAGAGCUUUGGGGACCUGCAGACGCACCAUGAGGAACUGCAAGCCCGGCUGGAGGAGCUGCAGGGUGAGGCGUCCGCCAGGGAUGACACCAUCCGCUUCCUGCAAAACGAGAAGAUCGUCCUGGAGGUGGCUCUGCAGGCGGCCAGGAGUGGCAAGGAGGAAUUUGACAGGGGAGCAAAGCGCCUGGAAGAGGGAGCCGAGGAGACAUCGGAGGUUCUCGAGCAGUUGAGACAAGAGUUGGCUGUGAAGUCCAGUCAGGUGGAGCACUUGCAACAGGAGACAGCCACUCUGAAGAGGCAGACGCAGAAAGUAAAAGAACAGUUUCUUCAACAAAAGGUAAUGGUGGAAGCCUACCGCCGGGACGCCACCUCCAAAGAUCAGCUCAUCAGUGAGCUGAAGGCCACCAAGAAGAGGCUGGACUUGGAGCUGAGGGAGCUGAGGCAAGAGCUGAUCAAACUCCAGGGAGAAAAGAAGUUGGUGGGGGCGGAGCACUCGCGGCUGCAAAGGGAGGUGUCCCAGGUGCACCGGCAGAUGGCAGAUCUGGAGGGGCACCUGCAGUCAGUGCAGAAGGAGCGUGACGACAUGGAGACGCAGCUGCAGUCUCUGCAGUUUGAUAAAGAGCAGAUGAUCGUUCUUACAGAGGCCAACGAGGUGUUGAAGAAACAAAUAGAGGAGCUGCAGCAAGAAGCCAAGACGGCCAUCACGGAGCAGAAGCAGAGGAUGAAGCGUCUGGGCUCGGACCUGACCAGUGCCCAGAAGGAGAUGAGGACCAAGCACAGGGCCUAUGAGAAUGCCGUGGGCAUCCUCAGCCGCCGCCUGCAGGAGGCCCUUGCCGCCAAGGAGUCUGCAGAGGCCCAGCUGGGCGAGCUGCAGGCCCAGGGCGCCGAUGCUGGAGGCAGCAGCCUCGCCUUACAUGAGAGAAUCCGGACCCUGGAGGUGGAGCUGCAGACCGUCAGCCACAGUAAGAUGAUGCUGGAGAAGGAGCUACAGGAGAUCAUUUCACUGACCAGCCAAGAGUUGGAGGAGUACCGGGAGAAAGUGCUGGAACUCGAGGAUGAGCUUCAAGAAUCCAGAGGCUUUCAGAGGAAGAUCAAGCGCCUGGAGGAGUCAAAUAAGAAGUUGGCUCUUGAAUUAGAGCAUGAGAGAGGGAAGCUCACGGGCCUCGGACAGUCCAAUGCAGCCCUGCGGGAGCACAACAGCGUCUUAGAGACAGCCUUAGCCAAGAGGGAGGCAGAUCUGGUCCAGCUGAACCUGCAGGUGCAGGCAGUUCUGCAGCGCAAAGAGGAGGAGGAUCGCCAGAUGAAGCAGCUUGUCCAGGCCUUACAAACCGCAUUAGAGAAAGAGAAGGUGAAAGUGGACAACCUCAAGGAACAGGUUGCUGCAGCCAAGGCUGACGCGGGGCACAACCGCCGCCACUUUAAGGCUGCGACCUUAGAGCUGAGCGAGGUGAAGAAGGAGCUGCAGGCCAAGGAACAGCUGGUGCAGAAGCUGCAGGCAGAGGCCGAUGGCCUGCAGCUUCGGGAGGGGAAGCAUUCUGAGGAAGUGGCGCAGUUCCAGGAGGAGUUGGCAGAGGCCCGGGCGCGGCUGCAGCUCCUGCAGAAGCAGCUGGACGAGCAGCUGAGCAGACAGCCCACAGGGGACCAAGAGAUGGAAAAUCUCAAAUGGGAGGUGGAUCAGAAAGAGAGAGAAAUCCAGUCCUUGAAGCAACAGCUGGACUCAACGGAACAGCAGAGUAAAAGAGAAGUGGAAGGAAUACAGCAGUUAUUGCAGAAUAUCAAAUCUGAGCUGGAGAUGGUGCGGGAAGAUCUGUCCAUGACCCAGAAAGAUAAAUUUAUGCUUCAAGCGAAAGUGUCAGAACUGAAGAAUAACAUGAAGACCCUGCUUCAGCAAAACCAGCAGCUGAAGCUGGACCUGAAACGCAGCUCAGCCAAGAAGAGGAAGGAGCUGAAGGGUGAGGCCAGCUCCUCCAACCCUGUGACACCAGUUAAGAUUCCUGACUGCCCGGUCCCCGCCUCGCUGCUGGAGGAGUUGCUCAGACCCCCGCCCGCUGUGAGCAAGGAGCCCCUGAAGAACUUGAACAGUUGUCUCCAGCAACUGAAGCAAGAGAUGGACAGCCUACAGCGCCAGAUGGAAGAGCACACUAUCACCGUGCACGAGUCACUGUCCUCGUGGACUCAGGUCGAAGACCGCCUUGGGGACCUGGCCAGCCCCAGCCCUGCUCCCGCUGGAGAUCGUACCAACCCCAGGAGUGACACAGAGAAACACAACCCGAGCAGUGCACCCACGGAAGUAUUGGAACAGUGACCUCCGCAAAUCCUCUCACCUUCCAAGUUGUUUGUAACUAUGUAAAGGAAGAUUCUUUUAUCAAUAUUAUUUAUUUGAUUGUGUGCUCUAUGUUUUUCUAAGAGAUGAAAUUUUAGGUUUAGCUUAUGCCUUUAACAAGCAGAAUAACAGGAUGAGAGCCAAGGUUGAAAGUGAGUCGUUUGCAGAUCACAGUUAGCUUUUUCCCAGAAAUGACCAAAUUUUAAAAACCUAGUUUAAAUUUAAGUGAGAAAUUUCUCAGUGUGUCCGGAGGGUGAUUUGCAGAAGGCCAUAUCUCAUGAGUGAUGGUAGAUGCCGCUCUCUGGGGGUCACACGUCCCUUUGGGUUGCACCUGGAUGGGUGCUGCGAGGCCUCACUUUCCUGUUUGAUUCCACAAGAGCUUUACUUUCCUGCAGGAAUGAAACUUUAUUUUGCACUUUUGGUUUUUUAUUUUACUUUAUUUGAAAAUAGCCAUCCCACCAUAGAAUGUAUAUAUAAAUACAGAAAAUCAUUAUCUAAUCUCUAAAAAAUAUAUGCUUAUAUUAUUUGAGAAUGACCUGAAUUGUCUUUUUAUUCAUUGCCUUUUGAGAAUUUGCUGUCAGGAAAUAAUGUACAUGUAGGAUUUAGGUGUGUCAGUCAGAAGAAUAUAUUUUAAGAAAUACAAUUAUUUUAUUUACUGUAUCUUCUCAAACCAAAUAUUCUUGCACAAAAAGGGUUCUUUGUUCUAGUUUCAGUUUAUUUUUUAGUGUCUUUUCCUUCACUGUUGUUUCUUUUCAAAAGUACAGGAGCCCUGCAUGAUCUCUAUCACACCUUGGCCAACCCACCAGUGAGGAGCAGGGUUGGGAUCCUUCCUUAGACCUGACAGCCACCAGGAGGCACCCAGGGAUGCAGUGGUUCUCGCAAGCUGCCCUGACAUCUGAGGAGAACGGAGACAAGAAAGGCCAACAUAGGAGAGAAAGGAAAGCAGAGAAGGAGGAGGAGAAAAGGGUGUGGCCAGGGGCUCCUGUAGGUACUCACGUUUUACUCGAUCCUCCCCCAUUUGCAGAUUGCUGGGCGAGGUACCAAGGCUUUUUAUCCUCACACUUCUGCACCCAAAGUCAAAGUGUUUACUAGGGGUUUUAAGAACUCCUCUAUCGGAUGGUAGUCAGUCAGAGAAACUGAGUGCUGAGUUGCUUACACCCUGAUCAAAAGGGUUAGAAGUCCCUUUAGCGGCGUUGAUGUCAAUAAGAGAUAGGUCAACACUAGGUAGAUAAGCAAUGUGGUCUCCUGAGGCAUCUCAUUAAUAGAAUGCCUUAUUUUAAAAUCAGUCACCCUAAGUACAUGAAAUUUUAUUUGUAUACAUUUUUCCCACUUAAAGCAUUUGAACACUGUAGAAACUGUUGUGAGACUUGAGGUUUGUAAAGUUUUUCCCUCUAGUUUGCUAAGAAAAUCUAAGAUAAUAUUUAUUGUUAUAAAUUAGAGAAGCAAGAGAAUGGGUCCAUGUGGCUCCUAUGCAGAUCGACUGGUCUGAAAAUGAAGUUUUGAAGUGUUACUGAUCAGUCCAGACUUGCUUAUGUUGAUAUAUUACCAUGUCUAUUUUGUGGAGAAAACAGUAUGGUAUUUUUAAGCUGUUUGUGUUCUCUUGUAAUAUGUUGUUAGAAGCUUAAUUGACAAGGUUAAGUAGCAUUAAUCACAAAGAUGUUUAGUAUUUAAAAAAAAUUCCCUAGCAAGUAUUGGAAUUUCUAAAAUAUAUCAUUUGUACAGGGUUAAUCUCGAAAUAAUACUUGAAAACUUCACUAUAAAUAUAUCCUACUCUUUAUCUUAAGUUAGAAAUCGUUUUUGUACCAUUAGAGAAGAAAAAUGGUAAUGUCCAUUCUUAUUUAUUUUGGCUGUAUUAUCCUUUGUUUUAAUUUUAAAACUAAGAAAUAACAUUUAGACUUAUUCUACAGCAGAGCUGCUUUCUCGUACUUGCUGAUAGAAGGUCUUCAAGUGAGUAAUGUUCAUUGUGUGCUUUUUUCGUAGGAAAGGAUAAAACUAUUUCUGAACAUUUUCAUCAACUAAAAGCAAAUCUGUUCCUCAUUCCUUCUUUCCUUCAUCUAGUUACCCGCCGUGUGCACACGUGCACGAGUGUGUGUGUGUGUGUGUGUGUGUGUGUGGCCACACGUGGACACCCUUAGAAACGGCACCACCUCUGUUUUCUGUCAUCGUUGUGUGCCAGUUUCACUGUACGUUCUCGUCUUUUGGUUCAGCGAGUACCCAGCCUUUGUCUUGGGUCUGAACUCUCUGAUCACUGCCAUGAGGCACUGGGCUGUUCCUGCCCACUGUAUGUUAGUAUUUUGUGUUUGUUCCUCCUAUUUUAUUGUAUAGCCUGGGGUUCCAGAUUGAGGCCUCUUGGGUUAAAGCUGACACUGCCUUUAGGCUUCCUUCAGAAGUCACCUUAAAAAGAAAAUUGAUUUUUAAUUUGCCUGUUGUUGACUUGUUGUGGAGCCCAGGUGGCGCAAUGGUUAAAAGCUCAGCUGCUAAUCAAAAGGUCAACAGUUUGAAUCCACCAGCUGCUCCUUGGAAACCCUGUGGGGCAGUUCUACUCUGUCCUGUAGGGUGACUAAGAGUCGGAAUCGACUCAACAGCAGCGGGUUUGGUUUUCUGGUUUUGACUUGUUGUGGAACUCUCCUGGCACUUCUGCCUCCCAGAGCUAGAUUCUUUAAUCAGUAAAGUUUGAAAUACUGUUCUUGUUGUGGGCAGAAACAGGGAAUUAUGGAAUAUACUAAUGGAAAACAACAAUCAAAUCUGAAUUAUUACUUUAUAAAUAAACAGGUUCACUACUGCAUCAUAUUUGUGCAUGUUAAAUGUAUGCACACUGGAUAUGAUGUUUUUAUCGUAAGUAAUGUUGGCUUGGACACGUCAUGAUGUCACUUGGUUUUCUUAAUUCCCCCCAAAGUUCAUUGCAACGUGGUUAUUGUUGAUUUUCCCACAGUACGUGUCAUAUAGAUGCCGUGGAUCUUAUAGAUUCAACAUUCGUUCCACCCUUUGGAAGAUGUGACAGGCCAUGUUUUUAAUAGGAUGUGAAACUGACUCUUAACUCUGAUCGGUACAGAUUGGGGUCCAGGUAAUGCAACCGGCCCCGCUCAGAAGGAGAUCCUGUGGUGCAGGUAAAAUUCUGACACUGCAUUAGGAAGCUUUUCAUGAUUCUCGCCAUUCUUUCUGUUUAAAAACUUACCUUUUCUUGGUAGAGUGAUAUUGCAGAAGCCAUGGUCUGCAGUUGUCAUGACAUAUAUUCCUAGUUCCAUGAGUUUUUGUUUUAAUAAAAAUUAAAUGCCUCAUGUAAAGAUUUCUAGGGAUGAAAGUGACCAGUGUAUUUGAAAAAGAAAUGUCCUGGGGCCUUCCUUUAAAGGAUGUCUGUGGCAUGAGUAAUGCUGGGAUGUGGAGACAUUUGGGCCUUUUACAAACAAGUUUAUUGACUGGAAAUGCCAAGCAAGUCUCAUCAUAUGUGGUCUUGGGUUAUGAUACGAUCCUUGAAGAAUAAUGUUUUAGAGAGGCUCUAGGAGAUCCAGUGGUUUUGAGUCAUUAAUUCAUUUCUGUUAAAAAUUUACUCAUAAAAGGGAGUCCUCAGGUUGGGACUUUUCUAGGAAAAAUGUGGCACCGUGUACAAUUGUGACUUUCAAAAGCAUGUUGAUUUUCUAAAAAUUUAAGUGUGCUUGGGAAUUCCUUAAAUUUUGUGCAAUAAACUAUUUUUGGUAAAGAUUUUCAUAUUUCAUUGUGGGCUUCAUUUUAAUACUUAAGUAUAUUUUGUCAUAUUUGGGAGUGAUUUUUUUUUAUCUCAUUUUGUUAGAUACUCCAUUCAGAUGCCUUGUUGUAAAAGAGAAUUUUACUGUUCUGCCAAAGUUUCAUCCGGGUUGUGAAAUCUUUUUAUAGUUGCUUUUGACUAAAGUAGAAGAGUGGCAGCAAUUUGCCAUAUUUCUUCCCUAUCUAGCCCACACUUCACUUGUUGACAUAUGCAAGUACAAAAGGAGGGAAGAGUUUAUAGGAACAACAAUGUACUUCUGAGGGAACCAAGAGUAAAGGAUGACGGCUGCUCUUCAGGGCUAUCAGCUUGUGCCCGUGACUCCUCCUACACUAGAGUCUCAGUGUCCUGUCACCGUCACUUGUUGGCAGCAGUUGAUCGCAGAUUCUCAGAUCUUGAUUUUGUGACUCCCCAAUUCCUCCUGUCUUUUUUAUCCACGCUUUAUUUUUGAGCAGAAGAGUUAGCAAGGUGUAGAGAGUUCUUAGUUAAAUGUUAUCAUUAAUGACGAGCAUGGUAAAAAAUGUAUAGAAAAAGAGAAAUAAAUGGGUGAUCACAGAAUUUGAUUCUUUGGCCCCUGUAACUCCACUUUAUUAGGUUCUAUAAUCAAGGGUCAGAUGAUACAUGUGGCUCUUAGCCACUGUGCCACUAGAGCCCCAAUACAUGUACUACACGGAUCUAAACAAAAAUUCCCUGACCACCUUCUGUUGUGGCCUUAACUUUCUGAAAUAUUGAGGAUGUAAUCCUUCUUGUCUAUAAUAACUGUUAAGGGGGCUUACACGUAUCUGAACUUUUUCCUUUUGCCUGUAAAAUUGCAUAAACAUUUGCAGGCAUCGAACUAACUAGUUGAUGAAUUUACUUUCUAAGCUGAAUCCACUUAUCAAAUAGAUGUUCUGUGCUAUACCCUCUUAUAAAGUUGUAUAGUGGGUGUGGCGAGAGUGAUUUUGGCAUAAAUUUAUGGGUACCAACUUCCUGGCUUAGAGUGGUGGCAAGCAUUGGCAGGAAUGUGAAUGAAAAGUAGGACCCAGGAGUGCAGACCAGCUGACUAAUCAUGGAUGGGAGGCACAGUGUUUAAAAAUCACCAGGUCACUCAGAAAUCUCAUACCUUUUGCAGCAUCAGGAAGCAGGUUAUAUAGGAAAUACGAAAGAGGACUGUGUACACCUCUGCCAUCUAGUUUGGUGGAUAAACAUGCUAUUUGUCAGAAGAGUCCCCAGCUUCUCCUAGAUGAGAAGAAUUCUCAGUAACCAGUAAUUUCUAAAAUCAGAAGCAUUUAUUGGGAUUCUUUCUGCUUGCCUUUAUGCAUGUUUUCAUUUGACAAUGAAUACUACAGAUUCUAGUAAAAAGUAUACUUUGAUAAAGGCAUUUUUCCUGGAAACAAUAGCAGAUAUUAAACUGUUGCUGAGCUGUCUCUACAGUUCUUUGUGGUGCCCUUGCUCACAUGUCUGUGAGGCAUAAUUAAGCACUAGUGGGGGCCCUGGGCUUUAAAGUCAGUGUGGGUACCCGGCGACCUUCGGGCAGGCCGUGGGCAUUUCUAAACCCAGCCUCCAGCUCUACAUUAGAGCUGUAAUUGUAGCUCCUGGAGGUUAUGAAGACUGAGAUUAUGUAUGUGAGUCACUCAGUGUGGCACUCCAGGCAGAGGCACUCCAAGUACUGAUGAUACCAGAAACAUCUUUCCACAAGAGCAGUUCCAUCAGGGCCCCAGUUGCUGUAUAUGCAUCAUAGCAGUAUCUUGUGGGUAGGGGUGGGCAACUCAAUGAAGCACCUCUAGAGAUUCUGAUAUAUUCAGCCCGCCUUCACCUUGGUUUGGGAAGCACUGAAGUAAAUGAU
Messenger RNA from Trichechus manatus latirostris (Florida manatee), 10598 nucleotides. RefSeq names its product golgin A3 (gene GOLGA3). The transcript has 24 exons. Bases 475 to 5016 code for a protein of 1513 amino acids. The record is from RefSeq and is a predicted model, not a curated record. Lineage: Eukaryota; Metazoa; Chordata; Mammalia; Sirenia; Trichechidae.